Molecule: messenger RNA, 11092 nt
Organism: Nerophis lumbriciformis (worm pipefish)
Lineage: Eukaryota; Metazoa; Chordata; Actinopteri; Syngnathiformes; Syngnathidae
Product: calmodulin-binding transcription activator 1-like
Biological process (GO): regulation of transcription by RNA polymerase II
Cellular component (GO): nucleus
Molecular function (GO): protein binding; double-stranded DNA binding; transcription coregulator activity
Source: RefSeq, a predicted model, not a curated record
CACUAGGUCGAGUCGAGGAGGAGGAGGAGGAAGAGGAGGAGGAGGAGGGAUGAGGCGCGCGGCGGAGGGGAAAUGGCUGCCGAAAACAAGCCGGAAGGACUGAAGAAGAUAAGGAAUCCAGAGCGAAUGGUCAGGAUCGCUGUUGGUUACACGGGACACACCCCUCCCAAGAGUGAUGACACCGACGCCAACAGUGAGCCAGGCCAGUUGAAAAUCUACCUUCCCAAGAAGCUCCUGGAGUGUCUGCCCAAAUGUUCCUCUCUGCCCAAGGAGCGCCAUCGCUGGAACACUAACGAGGAGAUUGCUGCCUAUCUCAUCACUUUUGAGAAACACGAUGAGUGGCUGACGACAUCGCCAAAGACCAGGCCUCAAAAUGGCUCCAUGAUCCUCUACAACCGCAAGAAGGUGAAGUACAGGAAGGAUGGAUACUGCUGGAAGAAGAGGAAAGAUGGGAAGACCACCCGAGAGGACCACAUGAAGCUGAAAGUCCAGGGUGUGGAGUGUCUGUAUGGCUGCUACGUCCACUCCUCCAUCAUCCCCACCUUCCACCGUAGAUGCUAUUGGCUGCUGCAGAACCCAGACAUCGUGCUGGUGCACUACCUGAACGUUCCAGCGGUGGACGACAGCGGGAAGCCGUGUGGCCCCGUCCUCUGCUCCAUCAACACUGACAGGAAGGAGUGGGCCAAGUGGAGCAAGGAGGAACUCAUCGGACAACUCAAGCCCAUGUGUGCUGGAAGCAGCCUCCACCAGAAAUGCUCCAGUGUCAAGCAGCGCAUCAUCUCCUCCAAGCAGGAGUCGGGGGCAGCAGCAGGAGGUGGAACCACGGCUGGCACGGGAGCCACAGCAGCCCAGAGAUCCGAGGAAGCAGACGGCACAGAGGUUCAGAACAGCGACGUGUCGGAGGGCCAGACCGAGCCCAGCCCUGGAGGGCGCAGGAGCAGAGCAGGUGGAGGAGACCGAAGAAACGGCCGAAUAACCAAGCCCUCCCUGCUGCCGCAGAGUAGCAUGGAGGUGUCCUCCUCUACCUCCGCCAACCAGGUGGAAGUCCCCGACACCACCCAGAGUUCCCCACUCUCAAUCACCAGCGACAUGGCCGACAGCCCGGCACUCGCUAUCGGCGCCGGCCUGUCACAGAGCACUGCUGUGUUCAUGUCCGAGGUCACCACGCUGACCGGGGAUUCGGUUUACUCAACCGGCCACACCCACCUUCUACCGUCCGCACACGAAAGCGCAGCCACCGGCAUCCUAUUGGCUGUCGCCCCUGAGAACCAGAGGUUUGCGUCGUUCCCCGGCGGGGUCGGCUUAGGAGAGGGAGCUGAGCUGGUUCUUACCAGCUCGCUAGACUCUGCUGGAGGAGUUAGCCUUCCUGAAACUGCAAUGACCUUCGACCCUGACUGCUUCCUUAAUAACCCCAAGCAGGGCCAGACCUAUGGAGGAGGUGGAGGGAAGGCCGAGGGGUGUAACGGCAACGAUGGGGGAAUCCACUGUUCAUCCAACGGAUUUGUCUACAACCCAUCCCUUGUCAACAACAUCAAGAAGGAAGCGACGCCACUGGAGCAGCCCCUAGCCCCCCAGAGUAGUUAUGUGGGCGAGGGGACAGGCCUCAGCCCCAGCACCACCCUGGAGCAAAUGGACUUCAGCGCUGUGAUGUCGUCACCCUGCGUCCCAGGUCUAACCCAGUCUUCUCACCACCCUUCGCCCAAUCUCUUCCUCCAGGCCCCCGUGCACACAAACCAGACCAAUGGCACCGAGGAGUCGGACGAGUCCCAGUCCUACAUAAAUGUGCAGAGAGACACCCCCAUGACCAACGGGGAUCUGCACCCACACCUCCGCCCAACCAGGCAAGACCCUCAGGCCCUUUGUGGACACAGCAGAAAGGUGGGUCCUUUCCCCCUGACCGGCCAGGAGACAGACGUCGACCAAUCCAGUCAGGUGGUCGGCGUCAAAGCUGCUGAGAACGGAGGACAGUUGAUGCUCAAAUCUGGAGCCGCUCAUGACGCCUACGCGGACGCUGAGCACUACCUUCAAGCUACAGAUGACAACGGCGGGGUGGAGGAUGGGGGAGCGGGAGGAAGCGGGGAGAACGAAAUUCUCUGUAACGGCGUGAGCUUGUCAACAGCUGGUGGCUCUGUGGUGGCCAGUCCUCAGUCCGUAGGUGCUGGCGCAAGCAUGGAGAGGGCACUCUACAAUUCCUCUCUCCCGCCACAAGGUGGAGGCCUUUCAGCUACGGGAGCGGCCAUCAGCCUGGAAGGAUUCGAGGCUUCAUUCGGGAGCCAGUUCUCCGACCUCAUCAACGAUUUCAUCUCAGUGGAGGGUUCUGGGGGCGGUGUGGGGGCCGCUGUCGCCGGGGUUUUGAUGCCCCAGGAGGGGGCGGUCGGCGAGGAGCAGGGCACGGGGGCAGGCCACCUGCAGGGCUCAGAAGUGGAGCAAGGAGCCCUGGGAAUACUCCAGGAGAGCGGGAGGCUGUUUGGCGUGACAGACUACUCCCCAGAGUGGUCUUACCCAGAGGGGGGCGUGAAGGUGCUGAUCACGGGGCCCUGGUUGGAGUCCAGCAGCGACUACAGCUGUUUGUUUGACCACAUCAGUGUCCCUGCAGCCCUCAUCCAGCCUGGCGUACUGCGCUGCUACUGUCCAGCCCACGACACAGGACUGGUCAUGCUGCAGGUCGCCAUGGGCGGAGAGGUCAUCUCUUCUUCUGUGGUGUUUGAGUACAAGGCACGCGACCUUCCUGCCCUCCCAUCUUCUCAGCACGACUGGCUGUCUCUGGACGAUACCCAGUUCAGGAUGUCCAUCCUGGAGCGUCUGGAGCAGAUGGAACAGAGGAUGGCCGACAUAACCAAUCAAAACCCCAGCUCAGAAACCAUGGCAACCAAAAGUGGAGGGCUGGAUGAAGGCGGAGCCGCUGAGCAGUCUCAAACCUCUGCGGACCACAGCUCCUUUGAAGGUCGAGUGGUGGUUGUGUGUGAGAAGAUGAUGUCGCAGCCAUGUUGGGUCUCGUCCAAUCAGCUGGUCCACAGUAAGAACUCCAGGGGAAUGACCUUACUCCAUCUGGCCGCAGCACAGGGCUAUGCUGGCCUCAUCCAGACUCUCAUCCGCUGGCGAACGAAGCACGCUGACAGCAUUGACCUCGAGCUGGAGGUGGACCCUCUCAACGUGGACCACUUCUCCUGCACACCACUGAUGUGGGCGUGUGCUCUGGGUCACACCGAUGCAGCGCUGGUGCUGUACCAGUGGGACCCGCGAGCGUUGGCCAUCCCUGACUCUCUGGGACGCCUGCCGCUCAACAUCGCCAGAUCCCGGGGCCACACGCGAUUGGCUGAGCUCCUGGAGCAGCUGCAACAGAGUCCUCAGGCUCAAGGCCAGGCCGCUGAUGCGUGGAUGGACAGAUGGAGAGAAGGUUCUGAGCUCGCUAGAAUAAGCAACAGUCACUCUUCCAACGCUAACCCUGAGCUGAGGAGAACGAGGACAGAGAGCCAGUCCAACAACCAGUCCUGGACCCAGGCGGGACUCAGAACCUCACAGGCGACCCAGGGAGAGCAGACAGGUCCACCCCCGGCGAAGAGACUGAAAGCCACCCAGCAACAACUCUCUAGCUCCGCCUCCAGCAACCUCAAGUCCCGCCUCAGCCCGAGCGCUCUGCCCUCCCCUCUGCACGCCCAACAUCCCCCCGACUGUCCUCGGCUCUCCGCCAGCGCCCCCUUCUCCCACCUGCAGGCCAGGGUAGGGGCGUCAGCAGGGGGCGCCAGGUGGAGUCUGGGGCAGCGCAGCCUCGCCAGGAGGAUUGUGGGUAAAGAUCGACUGGCGGUCCACCUGCGCCAAAGAGUUGUGAGUGACAGGGGGGAGGAGCUGCUGACCUAUCAGGAGACCAGCCAGGACCUGCAGUUGGACAUUUCCAUGCUCGCUGAUCACAUCAUGGAGACGUCCACCGGUGGAUUUGAACAAGGGACUAUGGAGACUGACACCAACUCUGGAAGGCUUGGACUCAGUAGGGAUGUCAGAUUACUGUCUGGUUAUCUGGCUGAAGUGGAAAGGUUCCUCGAUGCCAAGCCCCAGACUCCUGGCCCUAAAGCAACCUCUCACUCAGGGCCCGAGGGUGAGCAGAGUCCCCCAGCAAAGCAAGACCUGUCCUCGGCCUUUGACUGGAACUCCUCCCUCUCCACAGCUAUGAAAGGGGAACGCUUGAAAACAGGCUCCUCCUCUUUUCUGGCCAUGACGGAAGCAGAGAAGAGAGCGCUGAAUGAGACGGUCAGGAACGCUCUGCACUCCCUUCGAAAACACAAGGGUCCUAUUCAGGAACAACGCAAAGAGAUUGCAGCAGUGAUCCAGCGCUGCUACAAGAGAUACAAGCAGUAUGCACUUUAUAAGAGGAUGACCCUGGCAGCCAUCCUGAUCCAGAGUCGUUUUCGGAGUUUUCACGAACAGAGGAAGUUCCAACAGAGUCGCAGAGCAGCAGUCCUCAUCCAGCAAUAUUACCGCUCCUACAGACACUCCCUUAGAGACCUUCUAACUAAAAAGCAGAACCAGGCUGCACGCAAGAUUCUGAGGUUCCUGCUCCGAUGUCGCCACAGCCCCUUGAUGGACCCUAGGCCCCUGAAGCGGGGUCAGAGAGCAGAAAAGGGGUCCUGAGAGCCUGGCGCAAGGCCCCGCCCACAGCCCGCUCAGCCUGUGAGCCGUGGCCUCGCUCCUUCAUCCUCUCCAAACUUUGCUCCUUCCUGUCCCCGACAUCCUCGUCGCCGCCUCCUUGCCCUCCGUCCUGUCUUCUCCUAAGCGGGAGAAAGAAAGAGGAGGCGUCCAUCACGGCAGCUCAGACUGACCACGGCCAGCCCCCGGGCAUUUGGCUCCGCCCACAGCGACCCGGGAGGCCGUCACAUUAACCUCAUGGCAUUCUUUGCACUCUUCAUGGGUACACAGGAGACCCGGCUGGCCAAGCCCAUGCAAACAUCCAAACAAUGACACGUCACACAACAACAACAACAACAAGUCACUUCUCUGUUGCAUUUGCAUGCAAGUUGUCCCUCCUUUUAUUUGGCUUUCAUCCCCGAGACUCUCGUGGCAACUCAUCAUCACCACCUGUCACCUGAUAUCAAAGGGGAGGAGCCACUUGAAUGUAGGAGGGGUCUGACUCCAUUUGUCCCUUGGCCAGCCUGGCGCGUGUGUGUGUGUGUGUGUGUGUGUGUGUGUGUGUGUGUGUGUGUGUGUGUGUGUGUGUGUGUGUGUGUGUGUGUUCCUGCAUGCUCCUGCAUGCUGGCUUUGGUGUGUUUCUUUUGUGGUGUGCCGGUGUCUCACCUUCUCCUCUCUCCUCCCGCCCUGCGUAAUGUGAACUGUGUACAAACAUUUGGGUGCUUUUCUUUUCAAAGAAAAAAAAAAAGGUUUAUUUAUUUAAGGGUCCGAUUAAUUAUCGAUCGGCUCAAGACUGAUUCAAGGGGAACUGCACUUUUUUGGAGGAAUUUUGCCCUUCAUUCACAAUCCUUAUGGGAGACUUUUUGGACGCAUUCUAACCAGUAAAUAAAUGCUCACGAUGCUCUAUUCUGCCUAUAAAUCGCUCUAAAAAAAACCCUCCAUUAAUGUUGUAUACACAUGCUGUCAUGUAAGUAUAUAUGUAUAGUAACAGGCACGUUCAUAGUAUUUACCUAUUUUGAUCAUUUUAAGCAUACGGCGGCACAUUCAUUUUAAGCAGACUUCAUGAGAGACAACAAACAUAAUAAAGCAUCACUUACUGGGAGGGUCAAAAAAAAAAUCAGAUUAAUCGCAAUUCUUAUUUGUAGCAAUUUUAAAAAAUCAAAAAUUUAUUUUAUUUAUUUUACAUUUUUUUAUUUCAUCUGUCCUGUGCAGCCACUGAGACAAAUCAUGUAGUAGAUGUAGAUGAUCUAUAUCCACUGUACACAUUUACUUUACAAAAGAUACUUCUCUUGCUGUCUUAUUUGUAUUUGACUUUAUUAAAUAUUUGGCUAGAAUUUGAUUAAACAAAACCAGUUUUCUUUUAAGUAAUAUAGAAAUUAAUCACAGCUGUUUAUCUAUUUUAUCGAGGACUGUAGUUCAUCAUAGAACUGGCCUCUAAUGUUAUUAAAACAUACUGAUUUUGAAUCGAGAAUCGCUUUGGCUCGAGAAUUGAUUCUGAAUCGAAUCGUUACCCCCAAGAAUCGAAUCAAAUCAUGUGGUGCCCAAAGGUCCACACCCCAAUCACUUACUGUACACUGUCUGCUCUCACUGGGAUAUUCCCGUUUAGAUGAAGAAUGACUCAUGAAAAAAAAAAGGGGGUGGAACCAAGCGUCUUUUCUGGUCUUUUUUUGGAUGCCAAAGUUCACCAACUCGUUGGAUUAUGGUUUAUGGUUUGAGUUUAGUUAGAACGUGCAUACAACAUGAUACAUCACAAUUACCAGUUUCUCUAUUCAACGUGUCGGAAAAGGAGUAGGAAGAAGCAGCGCUCAUUUAAUCCUACGCCUGUUCUCAAUUUGUUCACACUCCAUAAAUAAUACCAUUCUAAAAAAAAAUACAUAAAUAAAUAGUGAAGUAAGUUGUAUUUAAAUAUAAAUAAAUAGGAUGAUCAGUAAAUUCAGAAUGUUUAUCAUGUAAUUAUUUGUACUUUGUGAACACUUUCAGAGUUUCUUGAAGUGGAUUAUAUUAGUACAUUGUUUGACUUAUUUAUUCCAUCAUUUAAUUCCACAUACUGAUAUACUGAAUGUUUUAAGUGUUGUACGUGCGUACAAAUGUUUUAAAUUGCAGCUAAGAUUAUAUUUCUCUUCUUUAGUUGAGAAAAACUGUCUUACAUUCUUGGCUAGCAGGUUAUAGUUUGUUUUGUGCAUCAUUUUAGCUGUUUGCAAAUUCACUAUGUCGUUGACUUUCACUAUUUUUUAUUGAAUAAAUAAAGGGAUUUAAUGUUGUCUAUAUCCAACAUUAUGACCACUUUGGUAACACGGUUAGGGACUGAAGCAUACGUUCCUAGUUACAAUACCUCUAACACUACCAAGCAGUAGAGAAUAUGAAGUGAUUUUUGGUCCAAUACAUAUUUUAUCCCCAAUUGAAAUAUUUAUUGCCAACUUAUGUUGCAUAUUUUUACUUCAAGUUCAUUUCAUCAUCAAUUUUUACACCCAAACAUUUGAUUUAAUUUAUUCUUUCAAUGCCAACUUAUGUCCUCAUCCUUCUGCUAUCCAGGUGGGAGGCAUUAUUUAUAAACCUUCAAGAGCUCCGAGGCGAGAAAGCAGCUCGCCAGCCCAUGAUGUCAACAUGGCAGCACGACAGUGACUAAAACUGGUCCUGUUGUAGAUUUAGUUUUUAAGAGAACCUUAAUAAAUGUGCUUUCAAGACCACUUCAAAGAUCUUUUAUGCUUUAUAUUUUAGUCUACGAAAUGUACUGUUACUGUGGUCCACUGAAAUGUUGAGAAAUGUGGUCGACUAAAACAAUCAAUUUAGAUGACUAAAAUAUGACAAACUAAAAUACAUUUUCGUCAAAAGACUGUGACUAUGAUUAAAAAGGGCUGUCGAAUUUAACACUGUUGAGAAUAACUAAGACGAACAUUUUUAGUCAAAAGUUACCCCAGCAGGCACAAAACAUUUAAACACCGUUUACAACUUGUUGAAUCAGGUCCUGACGUUGAGUAACACAAAUACAACAUGCUUUUUGACAACGUUUAAUCAAUGUUGAGUUCUGACGUUGAUUUGACAUUGAAAUGUGGUCAUUUCCCAACCAAUAUCCUACAACACAAAUACAACGUUGAAUGAAACAACAUACUUUUUGACAACGUUUAAUCAAUGUUGAGUUCUGACGUUGAUUUGACCAUUGAAAUGUGGUCAUUUCCCAACCAACAACACGGAUCUAACGUUGGGCACCAACGUUGUCUCAGUUUACAAAUACAACUAUUUUGCAAGAUUGUCUCAAGGUCAGUUUCAGAGGGCGUGUAUGUACAAUCAACGUAUCAAUGUCUUGUGCCUGCUGGCCGCUGUCUGGACACUCAAAAAUAGUUUGUCUGCGUUAGCGCUCAUAAUAACAAUAUUGCUAAUAAUACUUGGCUAAUAUUCAAGUCAGGAAAUGUAAAUUAUUGUUGGCGCUUUUCAGAUGUUUUGAGAGAGACUUCUGGGCGGAGUAGAGUACCUCUGCUUGCCUCCAUUAGAAGCAGUAUUUAGUCGGAAUGCAUCACAACAAAAACAUGUCUUGUCUCUCUUAACGAUUGUGAAGGAUGGGCAAAGUUCCCAAAAAAGUGCAGUUCCCCUUUGGGCUGGAGAGCGGUCGCGCCCACCCCCCACCCCCCUUGUGUGCUAAAAUAUGACAUGUUGCGGUGGUUACUCGUCUCUGUUAGUUUGUUCUUUGUGUGAACCUCGAGAUCCUAACUGUGGUUUUGAGGAGAGAGUCACAUACAGUAACAUUGCCUUGACUUCUUCCCGACUAUGAGAGGUCUCUAUGCUCGCUCUGUACAGGACAGAACCCCAUAUUAGCCCGUGUGGGCAAUCAAAUCCAUAUUUUGGACUAUUGCAUAUUCCUGUAUAUAAACUGACGAGGUAAGGGGAUACGAGGACCCUGAAACUUUUUCAUAAGAGGACUGUAUUUAAGAUGAUAAAUUAUUUUACUCCCAUAAUGAGAACUUAAGGUAGAGACCCUGUAAAUAAUGUAGAUAUGACAAAGUCAGUCAUGUGCAUGAUAUUUAAGAAACAGCAAAAAGAAGAUGUGAGAGGAUUUGAAAUGGCUUCACCUUCAGAGUAUCCAGUAUAAGUGUUACUGAAAAGAACUUUUGGUUCAAGCAUGCAAAUGAAGAAAAAAAAAAAAAAAAAUGUUAGAAUGAAAUAAGUGGGAAAACAAAGUUAGCAAAACAUUAUCACGUGCUUUUGUUCCUUGGCUAGCAAAAAUCCAACACCUUUUGCCAGUAGUGCCAACUAUUAGGAAUGCUGUAAAAGUUGAGGUCGGGCGUACAGAUAUCAGCACAGUAUAGUCCUCGCUCGACUGUAGUUUGACCAUGCAAGGAUCAAAACAAGGACAGAUGCUCACCACAAAGGCUUGAACAUGAGGAGAAAAAAAAAGGGUGCUACGUUCUAUCAUAGCGUGGUCGUGCUUCAGCAACAUACUACCUUUAGUUCCUACAUCCUCACUGGCAGGACGCCUCCUUUUCACGCCCUUCACCCAUCACUUCGAUCUACUUUCCCCAUCAUCACUGCCAUCGUGUGCUGGAGGAUUCUGGGAAGCUCCGUUUAGGAAGUGCCUGCUCAGCAACAAAAUAUCAGGAAAUGUCUACUGUGUGUCCUCCAGAUGGUGUGUUCAGAGUGGUAGAGCUGGUCCGCACCCUCACUUAUUUGUCUGAGGUGUGAAUGGACGCAGGUGGUCUUGCGGUCUCACCACCACAAACAUGUGUGGCAGGACUUCCUGUGUCAAGUGUUCCCGUAGCAGUACCAUGAAAUAAGAAGGCGCUAGUUUUCCAGAAAACGCUCUUUUCCAUUCUCUCUCUGUCUCCCGUCUAGCUCUCUCUCUCUCUCUCUCUUACACACCACACACACACACACACACGACUGCACACAGUCCGACACGUAAGAAGGCCACAGUCUUUCUCUCUGUGCUCAUGUCUUUGGGAACAGUCCAAUCUCUCCCUUAGAUUUUACUCAGGGUCAAAGAACAGGGAGACGAUAUGUGGAGUGUCGCUAACACGACGCUAACACGACGCUAACACAACAAUACUCCGCUCGUUUUGUCUCAUUUUGUAAGGCGGUGAAUGUGAUCUGUCGGAGCUUUAUAUUUUUGUAAGUCAUUUCUAAAGGUCGUAAACGCACAAGAGGAAUACAAAGACGUAGAAGUGCUGUCCCCGGUCAUGUGGUAAAACACUCAUCUACAAUUGGAAGAUGUGUAAAAUGUGCAUUUCCCUGAUUCCUCUAUCACGUUUACAUUGUUGUACACAAACACACACUCUUGCACUUCUGACCUUCUUGAGACCGGACAAAAAUGCCUCCCUCUUUAGGACCACCCUUUCUAGAUAUAUAAAGAUUUGUAUUCACAACAUUAAUAAUAUAUACAAACUAUGCAAAUAUGAAAAAGGUGACAUUUUAGUAAUUUUUGUUGUUGUUGAAUUUUUUGUUUGUUAUUGUUUUUUAAUCUUUAUUAUUUACUUCAUGUUAUUACAGUAUGUCUCUAUAUACAUAUCUAUUUAUUUUUUGUUUUAAUUAAUUGUGGCCAAAGGGGGCGCAUUUCAAUGUUUUCACACACACUUGUUAUUACAAAUGUUGGCCAGAGGGGGAACACUUCAAAUUUUUACAAACACUUCUUAUUUUAUAUGUUGACCAGAUGGGGAGCACUUCAAUUUUUUACAAACCCUUGUUAUUACAUAUGUUGGCCAGAGGGGAAGCACUUCAAAUUUUUACACACACUUGUUAUUACAUAUGUUGGCCAGAGGGGGAGCACUUUUAAAAGCGACACAGUCAAUUUGAAAAAUCCCUCCUUUUUGGGACCACCCUCAUUUUGACCAGCAGGGGUACAAAUGAGACAUUGUCUAUUAGAUGCAAUGUUAUUGGGACCAUGAUUAAUGUUAUCACUUGUUCACACCUCCUCAUAUGGAAAAUACUUUUCCUUGUCUCAAGAAGGGUAGAAAUUCAAGAACACACACACACACACGCACACGCACACACACACAAGGUGACAUUCUUGCGCUUAUCAAUUCUCAGAAGGAAUGGCGAACACGGAGACGGGGUGAUCUUGUGUAGAAAUGAGAUUGCUGGUAAACAUGGGAAAUGAACAGUAUGACCUUCCAGGUGUUCACCCUAAAAGGGGGCGUGGCCAAAAGCAGGACAUUGCAUGCUGGAAUGGUAGACCCUUCUAGAUAACCUCUGACCUCUCCACUCCUCCGUCUUCCCUCGGUCUCACCUCCACCCUGCCUGCUGUCGUCUUCUCCAUCCUUCUCCAUCAUUCCUCUUCUUUUCUUCUUUGACUUCCUAAGUUCUUUUUUUUUUUGCAUGCACAAGCAUCACACAACUGCUGAUGUUUUGAAGAGAAUAUUUUUGUUGCUGAGGCCAUGCAAAGUGUUUUGAAUAUUGCCCUUAUAUGUGGAAAAUGUCCUCUGAAUGCUUUACAUAAUUUCUGCUGUAAAAUGAAAUCAGAAUAAAAAGAAAAUUUGCACUUUAA